Molecule: messenger RNA, 1258 nt
Organism: Moneuplotes crassus
Lineage: Eukaryota; Ciliophora; Spirotrichea; Euplotida; Euplotidae
Source: the annotation of a GenBank genome assembly
AUUUAUUAAAGUUAGACCUGUGAAGAUGGAAAAUGGAGUAUUUUACGAACCUUUUGGAUGGGAAAGAGGAACAAAGCCUCAUCCAUGGAGCCAUCAGAUCCCAAUUACAUACAUAAUCUUCCUGUUCCUAUUUCAAAUCAUCUUUGCAGUAGUUAUGUUCACAGUAGCAAUCAGAAGACUUAAGAAAGAAUACUCAGAGGAAUACAGAGACAGAUUUAAGAUCAUUCAAAUGUGGUUUAUUAUUUUCUCUCUGGUUACCAAGAAUAUCUAUUGCUGGUUAUGACUGUUCAGGCUUCAAGAUAUGGAGUUCUUCCACCUUCCAAUUUUAGCACUCACUAGCUUUUUCUUCUACUUUUUUGAAGUUAUCAAUAAUGCUUGAUGGCUAGCUUUUAUCUUUCAUUUGAAAUACAUGAAGAGUGGAUUAACGAAUCAAACUCUUGCUAAAGUAUUUCGUGAAGAGCUAACUUUAGGAAUCAUUGUCCUUAUUAUUGCUAUCUUAUGUAUCUUAGCCUGGAUCGGAAUCAUGCUAGCCUCAAUCAUUUAUGGGUGUCAUAAGUCAGAGAUAUUUGCAAUAGAUCCUCAACUUUUUGAUCCUCCUCAAUGUGAAUCAGUCAAUUUUGCAAUCAGAUUUUACACAAUAGGUCUUUUCUCAAUUGGAGCUCUUGCAGUAAUGAUGAAGGUUGUUAUUGGAUUGCUUAUGCUGAAAUUAAUGAAAGGAAAUUUGUACUAUCCUUAUAUAAAAGUGAAAAAGAGUGUUAUUUUUACUAUAGUUGCGACAAUUGUCAUUAUUUCAGCAAAUGCUGCAUAUAAUUUUGUGAAUAAUUUUUCUUUUAGUAUUUGGAUUAUUUUUCUAUUGUCACUUGAGAAAGUGUCUACUCAGACUCUUAUUAUGAGAGCUGCAAGUACAUUCCUGAACUCUUUAUUUGAGGUCUUUCUAAUGUGAUAUACUGCUGAAAAUAUUGACUUCAAGUAUUAUAUGCUUGUGCUUUUAGAAGGAAGGAGAAGAUCUUCUUAUGCUUCAAGAAUAUCUAUUUUCUUAAAAAAGAAUAAGGUAAACCAUAUGAAUGGAGAAAAUGGAAGACAUCUUCUUGACGAGAGUCUUUCUGAUGGAAACUCAAGUUUAAACUUAACUUUUGAGGAGGCUUUAAAUCAAGAAGAGAUGUCAAUAGCAAAUUUGGUUGAGAAAAGGAAAGAUACUGAAAAUUCAUUUGAGAGGAAACAAACAUGAUAUUUUAACAAAUCUUCCUAAAUUCUAAUU